GGAGGCCGAUACCUGAUCUGCAUGUACUGUUGUCUCACUGUGUGCCAGUAUUUCAUAUCUGAAGCAUCCGCUGGCUGGAGUUGACUGAGACUUUGCCAUGGCACUGAGAACAUGGGCAACAAACAGACCAUCUUCACAUCUCAACAACUGGACGCUUAUCAGGACUGCACUUAUUUCACCAGAAAAGAAAUUCUGAGACUGUUUCAUCGGUAUCGAGAUUUAGCUCCUCAACUUGUACCGCUGGACUACACAGAGCAGCCUGACGUCCGCCUGCCGUACGAGCUGAUUGGCAGCAUGCCCGAGCUGAAGGAUAACCCGUUUCGUCAGAGGAUCGCUGAGGUCUUCUCAGAAGAUGGAAAAGGAAACAUGACUCUGGAUGAUUUUCUGGACAUGUUUUCAGUUUUAAGUGAGAUGGCACCACGGGACCUGAAGGCCUACUAUGCAUUUAAGAUCUACGACUUCAACAAUGACUACUUCAUCUGUAAAUCAGAUCUGGAGAAGACUCUGAAUAAACUGACUCGCAACGAGCUGACAGAGGAUGAGGUGAGAAUGGUGUGCGAGAAGGUCAUCAAUGAAGCCGAUCUGGAUAAUGACGGACGCUUGUCACUGGAGGAUUUUCAGAAUAUGAUCACAAGAGCUCCAGACUUCCUCAGCACCUUUCAUAUCAGGAUAUAAAGCUUUUCCAUGAUGUUCUGGGAUUGACCAACAGUAUUGUUUGUACAGGGGAUAACUACAUGGGAUGCUCAACAAAAGGUCACUAAAAAAAAAAUUAUGCAAGAAUAGUUCAGUUUUGUUCAGCACUGAUGCUUUACAUUAAAAGUUUCAAUGCAAAAAUGUGUCGAAUAGAAGUUUUCUCGUUUUCUUUAGACACAAAUGCAAUGUUUAAUUUAAAUGUUAAAACUGCUAUUUUAUACCAUUCU
Messenger RNA from Triplophysa rosa, 920 nucleotides. RefSeq names its product calcium and integrin binding family member 3 (gene cib3). NCBI's taxonomy places the organism in Eukaryota, Metazoa, Chordata, Actinopteri, Cypriniformes, Nemacheilidae. Gene Ontology annotation, molecular function: calcium ion binding. The coding region runs from base 112 to 675 and encodes 187 amino acids. The record is from RefSeq and is a predicted model, not a curated record. The transcript has 6 exons.